Molecule: messenger RNA, 708 nt
Organism: Coniophora puteana RWD-64-598 SS2
Lineage: Eukaryota; Fungi; Basidiomycota; Agaricomycetes; Boletales; Coniophoraceae
Exons: 3
Coding region: 1-708 (235 amino acids)
Source: RefSeq, a predicted model, not a curated record
AUGCAUUCCACAUCCUCGUCGCUCUCGCUCUCGCAAUCCCCGUCCGGAACCAACCGAGACGGGAAUGCGCCGCCCCCCGCAGCUGGCGUCGUGGGGCAGGGCUACACGCCCAAGGUCUCGUUCGACACCUUCGAGAACCCGGCCGCGUCCAUGUUCUCGUACACGCUGCACGUCCAGUCGUCGGGCUACUCGCGCAACCGCCAGACGCGCGUCUUUCUGUGCGCAUCGAGCCCGGACGAGAGCGGCAGCCAGGCGCUCGACUGGGCGCUCGAGUCGCUCGUCCAGGACGGCGACGAGCUCAUCGUGUUCAGAGGGGUCGAUCCGGAGGAAUUGGAGAGGGACCACGAGCUCGUCCGCGAGGACGCACGCGAGCUUAUGCGCCAGUGCCAGGAGAAGUGCAUCGAGUACGAUCCUGAUCGCAAGCUCUCCAUCAUUGUUGAGCUCAUCGCCGGCAAAGUCACCACGACCCUCGACCGCCUCAUCGCUCUGUACCGCCCAGACUCCGUCGUCGUCGGCACGCGUGGCCAGCGCGGCAUGAUGUCCGCCUGGGGCGCGGCCUUCGGUGGUUCAAGCAUGGGCUCCGUCUCCAAGUACUGCCUCUCGCACUCCCCCGUGCCCAUCAUCGUCGUCCGACCGGAGAAGAAAGUCAAGAAGGCGGUCGCGAAGCGUCGGGCCAAUCCGAAGCGCGGAACGCACUUUGAUGAGUGA